Messenger RNA from Calypte anna (Anna's hummingbird), 7046 nucleotides. It is a transcript of the gene NTPCR, whose product is annotated as nucleoside-triphosphatase, cancer-related. The coding region runs from base 83 to 652 and encodes 189 amino acids. The transcript is spliced from 5 exons. The record is from RefSeq and is a predicted model, not a curated record. NCBI's taxonomy places the organism in Eukaryota, Metazoa, Chordata, Aves, Apodiformes, Trochilidae. Gene Ontology annotation, molecular function: ATP hydrolysis activity.
GGGGCGGUGCAGCGAAGCUCUCCCGCCAUCCCCGCCGCGUAGUGUGGGAGGGAAGGCGGAGCUCGGCCUGCUGCCCCCCGCCAUGUCCAAGCACGUUUUCCUGACAGGACCCCCAGGGGUUGGAAAGACUACUUUAAUCCAGAAAGUCACUCAAGCUCUAAAAGUCUCAGGUGUUCCCAUUGAUGGAUUUUACACAGAGGAAGUUCGAGAAGGUGGCAGGAGAACAGGAUUUGAUGUUGUCACUUUGUCUGGAAAACGAGGACCUUUAUCUAGGGUCAGUUCUGAUUCUUCUUCAAGACGUGAGCAUCGAGUUGGACAGUAUGUUGUAGACCUUGCUUCCUUUGAACAGUUGGUUCUGCCUAUGUUGAGAAAUGUAAACCAUGGCAGUGAUGCAGAGAAAAAUAUCUGUGUGAUAGAUGAGAUUGGUAAAAUGGAACUUUUCAGCCAGGCUUUUGUUCAAGCUGUUCGCCAAACACUGGCUGCCUCAGGAACUGUGGUGCUUGGAACCAUUCCUGUGCCUAAGGGAAAGCCACUGGAUCUUGUUGAAGAAAUAAGAAGUAGAAAAGAUGUUAAAGUGUUCAAUGUCAGUAAGGAAAACAGAAACAGCAUUUUGCAAGACAUCUUGGCAGCUGUGGAAUUGUGCAGAAAAUGAAGAGCUUUUCUUGCCUGUAAAUACUAAAGCUUUAAUUUUAACAAAGCAUUACCAUGUUUUUUGGAUGUCUUAGACUUUGUCCUUCCUGCUUUAGCCCCUGGAGACUUGAAUGGAGCCUCCAGGGUAAGCAGGGUAAAGCUGGUGAUAAUCUAAAAUAUGAAAAUGAGAUAGCAGGGUUCUUUUUUAUUCAGUUCCCAAGUCAAUCUAGUGAAAACUUGAACAGAUGCAUAGUUAACAUCCAGUUCUAACAUUCCAGGUCUAACCUGGGCAUUUGGAAGUUGGGUGCUCUGACUCUGACCUUAGUUACACCACCUAAAACCUAUCAGCUGCCAAACCUGUUUGAGAUCUUUGUCCUUCAGAGCAGAGGGUGGGCAAGUCAGGAUCUGGAACUUAGCCCUGCUGGAACAGAACAGAACAGAACCUUGCUCAAAAUGCGUUGUGCUCUGCCAGGUUUAUCUUUGCUGUUGGUGACCAAGCUUAGGUGCAUCCAAAUGUCUUCAGUGUGGGUGCUGAUGGUUCAUGAGAAAGAAGGAGUAAGCAGGUGCUCUCCUUGUACCCCCAGAACUCUCUCCAGUUAACAAGGGUUAUCUAGAAUUUCAAGGAAACUUUCUCUAGUCCCAAGUGACAUUUAUAAAAUUCCACUUCAGGAGGAAAAAUGACCAACUUUACCCCCUUAAUUAAAUAAAAAAUGAAUUAAUAGUUAUUAAUAAUAGGGUUAAUAAAAAUGUUGUAUGUAUAUAUAUAUAAAUCUUCAAGUCCCUGAAGUUCAGUCAGAUCUUGACUUGUGUUUUUCAUGCAGAGUUUAAAUCAGGAUCAGCUUAAUACUGCAUUUGUCUAUGGGCUAUACAGUCUGUUAGGUUUAUUUAUACUUUAGGUUUGGUUGGGAUUUUUCCUUUUUCAGUUCUGUACAUGCUUAAUGGUGAGUGAUGAAAUAAGAAAUGCUUGAGAGUAUCAGACAAUGUGUUCCCCUAUCAGGUAAAGUGCUACCUUCUUUAUCAGUUUUGCAUGUUGUGAAAACAGAACUCCCUUCUGGGUGCACACAUGUUCACUGUACAAUUUACACUUAUCUCUGGCUGUAAAAAGGUGCUAAGAAUUUAGUGAUUUCUUAGCUUUUUUUUUUUCUUUUCAGUUCAACAAUUGUUAAAACAAGCAAACUUAUUUAAAGGCAUUUUCAAGUGUCAUUGCAGUUAUUCCUGAAAAACCAGCACCAAGAGUCAUAGGGGGCUAGACUGGGACAGGCAUUUUUACAGGUGCCCUGAAAACAGCUGGGAGCUUGAAGGGAAUGUCCUUUCUUUUUAUUUCCUUUCUCUUUCCUGGAUUCAGAACAAGGAUCUGGUACAAGCACCAACCCUCCCCAGAUGACAGAAGGAAGGCACAUGCCAUAUUCAAGGUUGCCAUGGCCUGGUUCCCUGCCUGCCCCAUUACACUGCCACCUGCCCCUUUGGAUGGUAUCAUGUUCACCAUAUUUGAGAAAAAGAAUUUCUCAGAGUGGGACUGGAAAGGAAUGUUCAGCCCCUGGCUGUGUUUGGCAGAAUAAAUCUGUGUCCUGAAGGUAUCAGUAAUCCCUUAAUUGCUUCAGGCAUUUUACUCACCUUGAGAAGAGGGGUGAAGGACUUGGGACCAAAGUAAACUUUCUCAGGGCAGUGAACAGAAAUAUCUCUGCAAUUAAGUUUUGGCUUUCCCUCUGUUGUAAUGUGAUGCCUCUUAAGCUGUAAAAUAUGAUGCAAAAGAAUAGUGCUUCCAAUGAUGAAAUAAUCACCCAAACUCUAGCAGGAUUUUACUGGGACUGCAGUUGAGUCUUAUAUGAGUUAAACAAACUGGAGAUAUUUGACACUCCUCUGUAGAGGCUGGGGAGGGGAGUUCCUCCAGGAGUGCUGGCAGAGUUCAGUUUUUCAAAUCCCAGUUCAACCAGUGUUUUGGGGAGUCCAUACCUUAAAGUGCUAUUUGUUCCUCAUAAAAGUACUUAUAGUGCCCUACGUAUGGUGCCCCAUGCCUACUGCAGUCCCAUUAUUUAAUAGACUGGGGGAAAAAAAAAGAAUCUUGAGAAGUUGGAGGAAUUUUUGAGCAGUGCACUUGCAGUACUUUUAAGCUCAUGGUGCAAAACCUUUCCUAGUGAGGUUAGGCAGUCACUGGAAAAACCUCCAAAAUAGAGAUGGAUUUUGCCUUCACUCCAGCUGUGAGUGGAGUUUCAGCUGUUUUAAAUAAAAAGGUAUUCUUGCUACUCAGAUCAGUGGUUUUAGCUUUCUUUUACCUAUUUCAAGAUGAGUGAGAGUCUUUUUAAUUUGUUGUUAUUUUUUAAGCCCAUCUUCUUACUGAGCUAGAGUGCUUUUCAGAGAAAUAGAAAUUUUUGUGGUCUGUGUUCAGCAGGAGAACCUAGAUUGUCUUCACAGUCAUUUCUGGCCUUUAAAUCUGAGACAGUCCUUAAGAAAUCAUUCUCCUGUCUCAAAUACACAUCCAGUGAGUGAGACAGUAGUAUUUCCAACUGAUCUUUAGUUUUUAUGACACUCUGUGUUUCCUUUAGAGGUAAAAAUGUGUUGUCUGGUCUUGCACUGCUAUAUGGAAGGAGCACUGUAAUAACAAGCAGAGCAUUCAUGAUUCCCCUGAUGGGCAAAUGUUACUAAUAGCACACAUUUGGGGAAAAUAACCUCUGAUGUGCCAGCAAGAUUCCAGAUGACAACAUUAGUGCACCUGUAAACAAGGAGAAACUAUGAGGUACCAAUUACUCUCUCAAAGCUCAGGAGUCAAGGACAUUUUUUGGUGAGGAGCCUUGUAAUUCCAAGAUAAAAUUGCCCACAGCAUGGAAUAAACAGGGCCUGCAUUAUUUAUCAUGCAUUAGACAAUUUUUUACUUGGAAACCUGAGGAAGCUGAAUGAGAGAGGUGACUCUUUAACACUGGACCUACUGCAAAGUUAAUUAUUAAGUAAUAUGUCUGCGUUGCAGAUUUAAGGAUGUGCAAGCACUACUUAAACUCUGUAAUACUCCCCAUCCAGGGAGUGUUCUAAAUAAGGCAAUAAUUGGUUAAUUAAAAAUACACAUUGAUGAGAAAAUGAUUAUUACAUGCUGGAGAAUUUCACUGGUAAUUCUGAUAUUCUGAGAUGAGCUACAUGAAAUUCAGCUGAUCUUUAACUUAAAUUCCCCAGGAAGAGAAGUCAGUUGGUGAGUUGGAGCCAAAUGCAGAUUAUAUUUCUUGCUUUAUUCCAGUAAGUAGCCUUUUGAAAGAAAAAAAAAGCUGUGAAUGACAUCACAGAGAUUCCUAAGGACUCAGUAAUUGGUUUAGAAUGUCAUCCAUAGAUACUGAGAGUAUCUGGCUAGCUUGACAAGGGAAGAAGACUCACACUGCCAAGUCCUUUUUGUUACCAUUUGUCUUAAAUGAACGUCAGGAUUUUCUGUCUAUGGGAAUGAGGUGAGACUUCAGCAAGAACUCAGGUGCCUUUCACAGAAGCUGCUGUGACACUUCAAGAAGGGGGGAGCAGCAGGACCUCCAGCAUUUGUAUUUUGGGAUGAACAGAAGUGAACAUUGUAUGUUGUGCCCAUCACUGUUAACCACUUGCUUGCUGGGGUGGGAAGCAGCUGGGCUGAAGGCCAGGCUGGGGCUUGUCCCUGUACCUGGUGGCCAGGAGCAGCUCAGCAGCUUGUGGUUGCCUUUGCUAAAAUGUUCCUAACUCUUCUCCCAGACCCUUGGGCCAUGUUUCAUCUUUCAGGAGUGUAGCACCUGGCUUGUACUGCAUGAUGUUAACAAGAGCCUAGGAGUGAAAAGAAAGUUUGGGAAAAGGGGGUUGGGUAUCCUAGAUGUAAUGCACAGCCUGAAGUACUGGGUGGUUGUGGUUGCUUUACCAUAUAUUCAUUAUUCCCCUUCCUGCUGUACUUAAUGCCUUCCUCUCUGCUCUCUGGUUGUGAGGACCCUGUGGAUAGAAUCACUCCCAGUGUUUCUUUUCAGCAGUGGUGAUGUUACCUGGGGUUAAAGCAGGGGAGACACAGGUGAGGCCUUCAUCUCUUCAUUCCUUCUGGCAUUGCUGUGAGAAACUGCAUGUACCAAAUGCUCCUGUGGCCUCCUGAGUACUUGGUUUCCUCAAAGGAUGCUCUCAGCUUACUAGCAAGAUGGGAACCUCACUGCUUGCAGCUUCUAGGAACAAGAAGGUUCUUCCUUUCCCCACCACAGCUGUGGUAAGAGCAGACAUCUCACCUAGGCCAACUGCUCAGCCUCAGCAUCUUCAGGGCCAAGUUUUACUGACAGUGUUAAGCAUUGUGAAACUUCUCAUCUGUGCCCCAGCUGACCCACAAGCAGUGAAAAAUUGCCUUUGCUUUUCAUCCAGAGCCCAAAACUCCAACAAGUGAGGUUCCUGAGGUGUCACAGGUACCAUCUUGCAGCUCGGAAGCACUCGUGUUAAAAAGUAUCAACCUGCUUAGGUCUUUCAGGAAUAAAACCAUGGAUUGAAUCCCUCAUUCACCUGUAGGCACUGGUGCUAGAAUAACAUUGCUACAGCCCCUGGUGCCUCAUGAUGCCAUGUAGAGCUGUGUAGAGCAGCUUACUGUUGAAUUUAGGCAUUUUGUAAAGGUUGGGUACCUAUUUAUUGGGUUUACACCAGAGCCUUAAAUGCAUCUUCCAUCAUGUGCAGAGUAAGUGUGUCCAUCUCUACCUCAUGCAGACAGAGGGGGAGAUCUAAGCUCAGUACAAGCUCAAACCUAGUUCCAGGUUUUAUUUCUAACCAUGUCUGAUUAUUCUGUAGGGUUGGCCCAGAUUUAAGAACACUGCAUAUAGCAGUAGGCUUACUAGCAACAGCAGACUUAUCUCCAAAGCUAUGGAGAAACUCACUCUCCCUCUCUGUGGGAGUUUGUGCUGUCAUCUUUUUUUUUUUUUGUUACCAUUAUUAAUGGUCACUUGUUUUGGUUUUUUUGUUGUGAAAGUAACAACUUCAAGGCAAAAUAACUGUGUAAGGCACAGCUAUGAAAAGGAACUAGUUUUUGGAUCUUACCUUGACUCCUGGUCUGCUUUGCUUGCAUGCAGUGCCUCAACCAAGGAAUAAGGACAUCUUUUCUCUGCAGCAGGAGCCUGCACUUCAUGGCAUGCUGCUGUCCCCAAGAAGUUCUGCUCCAGGGGACUUGAAGUAAGUCAGGAACUGUGAAGCAUCUCAGGGUGCAGAACCAGAAGCACCAGUCUGGUUAGUGUGCUUGAGUUGGAUACAUAGCAUAAUUCAUGUUGAUUUGGACUACUGGAAUUACUUUUGAUGGAAAUUAAUUCAAAUAGAAGAUAAAGAUGAGAAAAUUGAGGGCUGAAGUGAGGCUAAGUGAACAUGGGAAAAAUUUUAGUGCUUUCCACAGCUGCCUGCUUGGUUUGGCCUCCACACAAGGUAGGGUUUUAGGAGGACAAAGCAGUGAUGGUUGAUCUUAGUAGAGUGCCAUGCAAACCCCCCAGGUUUGCCAGAAAUGAGGUUGGUGGCUGACAGAAGGAGCUCUCCACCUCCAUUCUUCAUUUGUAACCAAGCACUUCAUGAGUUCCACUUGGGGUGGAAGGAAAGGUGCAGUCUGACAGAAAUGGUCUGAAGGGAGCAGCUGAAUUCUAUUCCCUCUUCCACAUCACACCUGGAUGCUGGAGAAGAUAUUAGCAGCCUAAAUUGCUCUGAUGACCCUGUGUCUCUCAGGGGGCUGUACAUGAACACUCUGCCCUUGAGAACAUGAGCAGAAUUUUGCCCAGGUUGUGCUGAGCUUUAAAAAUAACCAAUUCAUCAAUGCCUGAAGUGAAAGGAAAUCAAUUCCUUAAUUCGAUAAGGCAGAAAGCAAUUGAAACCAAUUCAAAAUAAAAAAACCCCAAAAACUGCUGCCACACAAAACAUACUUGGAUCAUUUUAUUUUCACUAGGUGUUAUUUAGUUCUACCACUUAUAUUCUUAAGUGUGGCACAGUAGGAAGCUCAGAAAGCAACUGUGCACUGCCUAACAGUAAUGAGACUUAGCUAUAGCAUCUCUUGUCAAAUCUUUCUUGUUAAUUGGGACAAGACAGCCUGGCUGCACAUGAUCGUGUUGAGAAUUAGAAACAAUCUAUGGUAGUUACAGUAAAGAGGAACAGCAAGACACUGAUAGCUGCAAUUUUUUUAAUUUAAAAGAACAAAAAAAAAGAAGACGUGUGUGUGUGUGUGUGUUUAGACACUGUAGUGAAGGAAGGCUUUCUUGUAGCUUUUUGGCUGCCAAAGUAGUCAUGCAUUCCUGUAACUCAGUGUUUCUCAAAUUUUGUGAAAGUGUGGCCUCCCUUCCUGCCUCAUCUGUCUUUAUGCAACUAUUAAAUUGGCUGCAGCUCAGUUUCUCUGGGGUUGGGAAAUCCAGAAGGCUCUGUAAGUACUGGCUACAAGUCUUCAUGGACACUGAGCUGUGUCCAGCAAUUCAAGGCAUUCAGCUGUUCCC